AUGGCCGACACCGACACCGUCCGCCGGCGCAAGCCCGAAUCCAAGACAGCCUCAGCAUCAGAAGACUCCGAAGUCGAAGAGAUCGUCCGCCCCGGAUUCCCUCCCCACUCCGACUCUCAGAAUGGCGGCAGCAAGAAAAAGAAAGCCCCCAAGCGCCGAAUCGAAGACGAGGACGAAUCCAACCCCUGGCUCCUCGACAUCCUCCGCGUCAUCUCCUUCCUCUUCCUGGCCUCUUGCGGUCUAAGCUACCUCAUCUCCAAUGGCGAGACCUUCUUCUGGGGCAUGUCCCACCCGCCCAACUACCUCCAGCUAGGAUGGUGGAAGUCCCAAAUCAGCGGCCCCAUCUACCUCACCCCCGCCGAACUCGCCGCCUUCGAUGGCACCGACGAAUCCAAGCCCAUCUACCUCGCAAUCAACCACACCAUCUACGACGUUUCCGCCAACCGCCGCACUUACGGCCCGGGCGGCUCCUACCACGUCUUUGCCGGCGUUGACGCCUCGCGCGCUUACGUCACCGGUUGUUUCGCCGAGGACCGCACCCCGGACAUGCGCGGUGUCGAAGAGAUGUUCCUCCCUCUUGACGACCCUGCCGUGGACAACAAGUACUGGAGCCCCGAAGAGUUGAAGGCGCUAAAGAGGAAAGAGAUGGAGGAAGCCAUCAAGAAGGUCAAUGAUGCCCUCAGCCAUUGGGUUAACUUCUUCGGCAAGAGCAAGAAAUAUAGGUUUGUGGGGUAUGUCAAAAGGGACAAGGACUGGUUGAAGAAGGAGAAACAGCCCAAGUUGUGCGAGGCCGCGGGCAGAGGGAGGACGCCUAGGUCACCGCCGGGGGAGGAAAAGAAGGAGCACUAG
Messenger RNA from Sordaria macrospora k-hell, 849 nucleotides. RefSeq lists its product as uncharacterized. The record is from RefSeq and is a predicted model, not a curated record. Gene Ontology annotation, cellular component: endomembrane system; membrane. Lineage: Eukaryota; Fungi; Ascomycota; Sordariomycetes; Sordariales; Sordariaceae.